CCCUGUACCAUUAUAAAGUGAGGAGAAGCAGAGCUGGGUGUGUGCUGCUCAUCCUGUCACAGAGAUGGAGUCUAUUCUGAACAGCACCGAGGAGGCUAUGGGGGAGGAUUAUUACACUCUGCUGGGCUGUGAUGAGCUCUCCACGGUUGAACAAAUUAUCGCAGAAUAUAAAGUCAGAGCCCUUGAGUGCCAUCCCGACAAACAUCCCAGCAAUCAAAAAGCAGUGCAAGAGUUUCAGAAACUUCAACAGGCCAAAGAGACCCUAACCAACGAGGAGAGUCGCGCACAUUAUGACUAUUGGAGACGGAGUAAAAUCAUGAUUCCAUUUCCACAAUGGGAUGCUUUGAACGAUUCAAUAAAAAUGUCAAUGCACUGGGCUGUAAACAGCAAGAAGGAAGCAAUGCUGGAAGCACCAGAUAAAUCUUCAAGUGAAACACAUGAUGACAUUUCAUUUAACUCAGAAGAAAAGAAAAAGCAGAUCAGUGAUGGAAACGGGGAUCACACGUUGAAGAAAACGCCAGAACAUAUUGAUAUGCUGUCACCUAAAAGUCCUGAAGGAGGUCCUGACACGGCUUUCACUCUCCUGCGAUUCCGCUGGUCAGCCGAGGCUCCAUCAGACCUCCUGCGAAAAUUCCGAAAUUAUGAAAUCUAGACCUCCUCUCCUGAAGUAUGAAAUGGUCUAUCCUCUAUAAUAUCUAUGGAAGUAUUAUAUUCAAUGUAUUUUAUUUUACAGCUACCUAAAGACUAUGUUCACAUCAAGUUUAUGGCUUCUGCUUAAUGUAUAUGCAGGAACGCACACAUUAAACUGAUGUAUGUGAGGUAUGCCAUACAAUGGCAUCCGUCACCCAUGCGGUUAAAGGGGUUGCAUAGCCUUCUUCAGGAAAGGCCAUCACUAUCUGAUCGGUGGGGGUCUGACACAAGCUUAGCGGUAUUAUGUAGUUCUGGCACCAACUUCCACC
Messenger RNA from Bufo bufo (common toad), 959 nucleotides. It is a transcript of the gene DNAJC12, whose product is annotated as DnaJ heat shock protein family (Hsp40) member C12. The transcript has 5 exons. Bases 65 to 652 code for a protein of 195 amino acids. Gene Ontology annotation, cellular component: cytoplasm. The record is from RefSeq and is a predicted model, not a curated record. NCBI's taxonomy places the organism in Eukaryota, Metazoa, Chordata, Amphibia, Anura, Bufonidae.